Molecule: messenger RNA, 3518 nt
Organism: Drosophila ficusphila
Lineage: Eukaryota; Metazoa; Arthropoda; Insecta; Diptera; Drosophilidae
Product: transcription factor mef2A
Exons: 3
Coding region: 358-2643 (761 amino acids)
Biological process (GO): regulation of translational initiation
Molecular function (GO): translation activator activity
Source: RefSeq, a predicted model, not a curated record
GAUAGCACGACAGUGCCAUUAAUGCCACCACUAAUACACAACUAUAAAAGUCGUCGAAUAGCAAUAAUAAAUAGAAACAGUGAUAGAUUUGUGCAUUUAAUACCGUUCGUUAGUUGCGUUCCAAUUGACUGAGGGUCCCAGUGAGUUAUCGGCACUUGCAGCCCAAGCGGAAGCUGGUCGAAAAGGUGUUUAAACUUUGCGUGCGCAUUUCGACACCUUUGUCAACGCUGAUUCUUAUUUGGUGGACCGACGACCAGAGCAUACGCACACAUACAUAAACGCCAGCAGAAGUGUGUGGAAGGGGCAGACAAACAACGGUGCGAUAACAACAACAAUCGGCGGUGAUCGCGGCGAGAAAUGGAAAUGGCCAACAACAUGGUCGGCAAUAACAGCAGUAGCAGCGGCGGCAGCAACAACACCUACGGGAACAGCUACAACAACACAACGGCGGCGGACAGCGGUCACAGUUCGUUGGGGGGCGGGGGCGGUAGUGGCGAGGCGGUGCGACUACGGGACGUUUGCAGCAUGCUUAACGCUGGCGCCACCGGCUACCAAAUUCCAACAGGUGGUUGUGCCUACGACCACAUCAUUGCCCUGAUGCGAAACUUAGAUCUCCAGGACGACGGGAUUGUGUUGAACUCCAAGAUCAAGACCAUCGAGACAGACUACUGCAACAUCGUGCGCGACGAGUCGAUGCUGUGCGAAUCCAUGGAGUACCUGAAUGACAAGGCGCUCGGCGAUGGCGACACGGCGCUGAAGUUCGCCCUGCUCUUCUCGUCGCGAAACUUCGACGCUCUGGCCAUGAAGGAGACGAAGGUGCGCAGCGCAAUGCUCAAGAUCCUGGAAACAAACUUCCUCAACGCAGAUACGUAUCGCAUGCACGACAAGAACCGCCUGUACAAUUCAAUCACACUGCUGGGCGAGUACUACCACAGGGUGCGGCUGGCGGAUAAUGCCCCGAUCACCAUUCUGGGUGAAUCCCUGCUGGAUCUGCUCACCCGUGAGUUGAACGACACUUCAGUGGUGCUGGGUACUCGGAUAGCCCGCCUGGUGCUCUCACAGAUCACGCUGAACGGUGAAAUCAUGCGAAAACGUCACAAGGCAGAGAUCGAUCUGCUGCUCUUCCACGUCCGCCGUCAUUUGAUCAUGCAGCCCGCGCUGACCGCCAAAGUGAAGGCCAUGCUGCUAAUGGUGCUGGACCUCUUCUACAGUCACUUUAAGCACAUUGGGCACGAUCUGGAGGCCAUGUACACAGAUUUCUUGGUUGUGGAGGACGGCGAGGAGGAUGGGGUAAACAACAAUGGAUCCGGCCCCCAGCAUCCCGCUGAAGAUGGCCGAGCGCAUCAGCAGCAGCUACAGCAUCAGCAGUCGGAGAACGGCAGCAGUGCCAACACCUCCGUCCAGGAUCAGGAUUCCUUCGAACCGCCGUCAACGACAAAGAAGUGGAGCGAGCAGGUGUGCGAAGACUCCUUCUGCGACAUCGGCUAUGGCGAGGCUGAUCAAGGGAACGAUAGGUAUUCUGAGGCUGAAGGUAACACUUACCCAGCCAGCAACUCCAUCGCACUUGGUCACCGACGUCGUGGAUUCCAACCUCGCCAAGCACCUCGGCCUCUCAAGCAUCAGUCACAGCCUCAUCAGCAGCACCAACAGCCACCCAGCUUAGACGCCAACUCCGACCAGUAUCCAUCCAUGGCCAGCAGCGAGGACCGCGACGAGAGCAAGCCGCUGCCCAGCUGGCGGAAGACCCGCUUUAACCGCAACCAUGACGGCGACCAGAGCAACGGACGGUCGCGCGACCAGCAGCGGAGGUACAGCGUGAGCCUCGACGAUGAUCAUCACAGCGUGCGCAGCGAAGGAGGCGGCAACCUGCGACUUUACAGCAUCCACGACCGGAGGAAACACUCGCAGGAGCGGAUCGAGCGCAACAUGACUGGCGGCGGCAACUACAAUAGCAUCGUCAACUCGAAUUGGGAUCAGCGCGAUCGCGAUGAUCGCAGCGAGCGCUCUUACAUCAGUAACUACGAGCGCGGAAACAACUACAAGAGGGGUGGUCGGUUUAACAACCGCAACACUUACGACAAGCCUCCGCGAUUCCAAAAGCAACAACAGCAGCAGCAACAGAUGCAGCAGCAACAUCAGGGCGGCCACCAGAAAAUACACAGUGAUACCUGGCGUCGUUCGAACAACGCCAUAAACAACGGCUACCAAGAUGAAAACUGUGCAUACAACUCCAACGGCCCCGAGUCAAAUAGUCGCAGCUCCUCAAGGGCUCGCACUCUGCCAAGACCGCCAAAGUCUCAAAUGGAUAAGUCUGGCGGCUACCGGUAUAACCAGAGUCCCACGCAUGGAGGCGGCGGAGGUCCGAGAUUUCCGCGCUACAGUAGCCAGAGCAGCUUGGCCAGCGAAGCGUCCAGCUCGUUUGACCGUCGUCAACAGACUUCACCGCAGCACCAACAUCAGCGGCAUCGCCACUUCACGCGCCGCUCCCAGCCGGACAUCCAUCAGCCGCAAAACGAGGACAACUGGCAGGAUCGUGGUGGCCAGCGCCAGGAACAACCGCCCUCGGGAAAGGAGGAGAGCGAGUUGGUGCGAAAUGCCCAGCAGACCACCAAGUACAUGAACUAUCUGUCUGCCCAGAAAUGAAACAAGCCACUACAUUGUUUUCAGGGCGUUAAAAUACAAUUGUAAACUAGUUAAUAUAGUUUAAAGAGAGUCAUCCCUCAGCCACUUCCACAUAUACUAAAAAUGUUUCUCAAGUCUGUUUAAAUUUUUCUUGUUGUCUCCUAAAUUGUUUGUCGUAUAUGUAUCCUUUUGUAUCCAAUUAGACUGUUUUUUUUCAACUGAGCUCAAAUGUCAAACCAAAUCACCCGAUUAAGCCCAAUAGCAAACAAGAUCAAACUCAAAACCAAGGCUCAAUUAGCAAACAAACAAUACAAACAUGCAUGCAUUGCUCAUAGGAUCCGAUCAAUUUGUAAAUACCAAUUAUAUCUGUAAACGUCUUAUGUAGUCAUAUACAAACACACCACAUAAACACACCCACUCAAAACACAGUCAUAUCCUCAUUUUUAUAUUUAUAUAUACAAGCUGUUUAGAAACUAAGUACAAAGUCAAUGAAACAACAAAAAAAUCCUAUUUCUAUUGAAAAGUAAAGCCUGUUGGUUAAAUGUUACAAGCAUGUUGCGCAUAUAAAUUUGUAUUUUAGCUAAAUAUAUACAUAUAUAUUAAAUGUCAUGUUACAGUGCAGAUUCAUCAGAUUUAUUAAGCAAAUAUACAAGCUAAACGUAUUUUUAAAGAACAUUUUGUGAGGCACUUUGUUGGAACAACAAAGCCAAGCCGGCGUGCAGGAAGAUAUAUGAAUUGUAGAAUUAUACGAAAAGUCUUAUAUAAAUACUUAAACCCCUUUUGUUUAAGCAUAAUCAUUAUGUUCACAACAUGCGUAGGUUCAAAACACUAAUCAGAAUAUAAAUAGAGCUAACACAUUUUUAAUACAAAAAUAUAACAUACAGAUGAAGAAAUAA